Molecule: messenger RNA, 1940 nt
Organism: Magallana angulata
Lineage: Eukaryota; Metazoa; Mollusca; Bivalvia; Ostreida; Ostreidae
Product: glucosamine-6-phosphate isomerase 2-like
Exons: 6
Coding region: 99-941 (280 amino acids)
Biological process (GO): N-acetylneuraminate catabolic process; N-acetylglucosamine catabolic process; carbohydrate metabolic process
Cellular component (GO): cytoplasm
Molecular function (GO): glucosamine-6-phosphate deaminase activity; identical protein binding
Source: RefSeq, a predicted model, not a curated record
ACAGAUGUCGCAAGAAGCAGAACCGUUUUUGGUAACAUCAGCUGUUUUGUCUCACUAAUUUGCCUUGUGACAAAUUGCCUGCACAAACAGUACUGGAGAUGAGGCUAGUAAUUCUUGACAAUUAUGACAAAGUCAGUGAGUGGGCCGCUAAGUACAUCAGGAGAAGAAUCAACGAUUUUAAGCCAGGACCAGACAAGUACUUCACUCUGGGUCUACCAACAGGAAGCACACCAUUGGGGACAUACAAAAAGCUGAUAGAAUUUCACAAAGCUGGUGCACUAAGCUUUAAGUAUGUCAAGACAUUCAACAUGGAUGAAUAUGUAGGCCUUCCCAGAGAUCAUCCGGAGAGUUAUCACUCCUUUAUGUGGAACCAUUUCUUCAAGCAUAUAGACAUACAGCCAGAAAAUGCCAAUAUUUUGGAUGGCAACGCCACAGAUGUCAAACAGGAGUGUGAGGAUUUUGAAAGAAAAAUUACAGAGGCUGGAGGCAUCGAGCUGUUUGUAGGCGGAAUUGGCCCGGACGGUCACAUCGCAUUCAAUGAGCCGGGCUCCAGUCUGGUAUCUAGGACCAGGAUAAAGACCCUGAACAAGGACACCAUUAUGGCCAACGCUCGAUUCUUUGAUGGUGAUCUGUCUAAGGUUCCACAGCAGGCUCUGACUGUAGGGGUGGGGACAGUGAUGGAUGCCAGGGAGGUGAUGAUUUUGAUUACUGGAGCCCACAAGGCCCUGGCCCUCCACAAGGCCAUAGAGGAGGGGGUGUGUCACAUGUGGACCGUGUCCGCCUUCCAGCAGCACCCCCGGUCGAUCUUCAUUUGUGAUGAGGAUGCCACUCUAGAGCUCAAGGUCAAAACGGUCAGGUACUUCAAGGAGUUGAUGUCCCUCCACAAUCAGCUGGUGGAUGACCCUGUGAAGGACAAGAUCAAAGGGGUCAAGACCAGCUAGGUGUCUCACCACACAGAGGGAGGAGAAAUCCACGGGGAGGGCCCCAGAUAACGACUGCAUGUCCAUGGGAUAUGUUGGCUAGUCCUAUUAAACUUUCAUUGGUGCUUAUCACUGGUAGUGCUUUAGAUUUAUUAUUACCGGUUAGUUUAUGUUCAUAAGUACUGUGUAUAUGUUUGUUAAAUUGUUAAACAUGAAAAUUAUUUUGACUAUUAAUUUUAUAUGCCAGAAUCAUUUAUGAAUUACCUCAAAUUAGAAUUAGCAGUUUAAUUUUCUUGCUAUGUUUUGUUUGUAAUUUUUCUAUUCAAAAUUCUUGCUUAUCUCAGAUCUUGCUACCUGUUCAUAUUAAGAUCUGAUUUUCUUACCUCUAUUUUAUGUGCAUUUUUCAGGCUUUUAUAGUUUCCAAGUCAUUUAAUAUGAUUUUGUCAUCUUAUCAGCUGUAUCUAUUGUAAUAAGAAUGAACAGGUUGUGUACAUUAUAUACAGAACCCAUACUACUACAUAAGAUGUUACCUCCAAUUCAUACUGUCUUGUAAGAACUCUGUUGCCAGUGCUUUUGCCAGUAUAUAAAUAUAUCUGUGUGUAACUUAGAAAUAGAUCUACUAUUAAUAAUUCAGGGUAAAGAGUCAGUGUAUCAAUGUGGAAAUUUGUCUAUCUUUGUAAUAGUUAUAUGGGAUAAUUUAGGAUUCUUUUUUUUAUAGAUAUUUCCAAUUCUAAAUUUUUAUAACCCCAUAAAAGAGAAAAAUUCCUUUACAUACGUAAGAGAAAUUAUUCUUACCUGUUUUAAAAUGUUAUAUUUUUUGAAAUUAUAGAAUAUGACACCCCUCUUUGUAAUUAUCAAAAUUGUGACCAAUAUGAAAAGGAAAUCGUACCACUUGAACUAUUACAUUCCAAUCUCAUGUAUCUCUGCACCUUUGUGUAGUUUUGAUUCUUUGAAAGAUUCCAAUUAUUAAAUUGUAUGAAUGUAUCAAUAAUUUAAUAAAUUAAAAAAUAUUCAAUUUGA